CUGGAUCAAUCGGUUGUUGGUUGAAAAAGUAAGUGAUAGUGGGUCUACUGUCAUUGAUUUACUGGAAAAAGGAGAAGAUGAUGAGCUUUACAAACGUGUAUCGAAUUUUUUCGAUUUAUUGCCAUCAACACUAUUGUUGGGUAUUGCAAAUCUUAUUCCUUUCAAAUUCCGCCAGAAAGAGAGGUCUAAAGGAAAUCAGUUGCUGUGGUGUUACCUGGAAAUGCUAAUAUCUGAAUGAAUCGCCAUGGUCAACCAAACAGCUGAAAAUGUUGAUGGGUUUCUUCAAGUUGCUUCAAAAAGAUGUCCAUCGUUGAAAAAUUUGGAAAUCAUACGUUCUCCAGGAUCUGAUAUCUUUCCUUACAACCUGGAACCAUACCUCCAGAGAUUUCAACAACUCAGAGUAUUGAACAUUGGAGAUGGUGAAAUUGGGGACAGUUGUUUGGAAAUUCUUGGUGCUUUUUGCAAAGAUUUGAGAGAACUGGAUGUUUCAUUCUGUUCUAAAGUUACAGAUGUUGGAUUAGCAUCAUUGUGUGUCAGUGUUGAUCAUUCGGGAAACAGAAAUGAAUCACUUGGUCUAUGCAAAUCAAUUGUUAAGCUAUGGACCAAUGGAACCCAAGUAACCAAUAGUGGCAUUCAAGUAGCCAUUGAAAAUUUGCCUGAAUUGGAAUACUGUGAUAUGGCGUCAAUUCAAAUCUUGGCAGAGAUGCAUCAACGGGACUUCAGGAGCAAAGAGCAGCUGGAAAUUCCCAAGUAUUCCUUCGUUGAUUUGAAACUCAAGAAAAAGUACUCUUCACCUUACACUUGGGGUUCACUCAAGAUGGUGUUGUCUCUUUGUCCGUCCCUGUUAAAAGUGCACAUUACUACGAUAGCUGGAUUGAGGAACGCAGAUCUUUUAUCCCUUAUUUCUGUUGAAAGACUAUGUGAGCUCAUCAUCAAAGGAUGUGAAGAUUCAAGUGAAAUUACUUUCGAUGAUGGCGUUACUCCCCUUCUGGAAGCUAAAGGACGAAAUUUGAAGGUACUGAAACUUCAGGAUCUUGACAUCCCUAUCAAUAUCAACACCAUCUGCGAACUAUGUCCAAAUCUUGACGUCCUAGCACUCACGGGUAAUCGCAAGUACACUACCUCCACGUGGAAUUCCUCUCGACCCAAACGGAUCAAGUUGGACAUUCCGAAGCUAAAGAAUCUCGUCAAAUUAAGCCUGGGAUCCUGCUGUGCUAGUUGCCGUGGUCCCAGUCCCAACUCUUGUAUUCCCUCCGAAAAUCUGGCGUUUCUCUUAUUAUCACCUUUACUUGUGGAAAUCGACAUAAGAAAUUGCGAUACGCUCACAGAUGAUGUGUUACUAACAGCUGCACAGUCGAAUCCUUUCUUGCAUCUGGUGGAAUUGGUACUAGGUGGUUGCCAUUCCAUCACCAACAGAAGUGUCAAUGUGUUUAUGCAAGAAAAUGGAAUCAAGAAGGUCUUGCUGAUUGGCUGCAGUAAACUGACAUUGGAUAACAUUGUCACAUGGAAAAACAAAGCUAUUCAAAACGACUGGAAUUUCAUGUUGGGCUGUAUUGUGUUUCAAGAGCUUCCUAUACCUGAAAACGAUUAAGUUGGGAUCAUUUUAAGUUACAUAAUUUGUCCUCCGUUUUUUGUACGUUUGAUGAAUAUUUCAAUUUCAACUCUUUGUUAGUGUAAAACAUUUACUCAUCUAAAUGUUUGCUCAUCCUGAAAUGUUUCGGAAAUUGAAUACUCAAAUCACAAAACCUAAAUUUGUUUAAAACAGUUUGCUGAGGGGCUUUUUUUCUUCUUUAAAAUUCCCUAGAAUAAUACAGUUGUGUAAGUCACUUCAGUUUGAUGUAAUUAAGAAAAGUGCUUGGCCGUGUGAAAUAUUUAUAUAGUAUCUCGCUGGCAAAAUAUGCGACGUUCUAAUUUAGCCUAAUAACAACCAUAACAACCAACUUGUUAUUGCGCCUUACAUUCACCCUUCGCUUGUUCAAUAAAGCCCCGUUAAAUCCUC
Molecule: messenger RNA, 1999 nt
Organism: Daphnia pulicaria
Lineage: Eukaryota; Metazoa; Arthropoda; Branchiopoda; Diplostraca; Daphniidae
Product: F-box/LRR-repeat protein 4-like
Exons: 4
Coding region: 245-1591 (448 amino acids)
Biological process (GO): SCF-dependent proteasomal ubiquitin-dependent protein catabolic process
Cellular component (GO): SCF ubiquitin ligase complex
Source: RefSeq, a predicted model, not a curated record